Molecule: messenger RNA, 972 nt
Organism: Fusarium vanettenii 77-13-4
Lineage: Eukaryota; Fungi; Ascomycota; Sordariomycetes; Hypocreales; Nectriaceae
Exons: 5
Coding region: 1-972 (323 amino acids)
Molecular function (GO): hydrolase activity
Source: RefSeq, a predicted model, not a curated record
AUGGAGGAUGUUUUUCCUAAAGACCAGCCCAGAGGGCGCAUCCGGGAACCAGAGCUACAAAGCGACUUGAGAUUGAACCUGAACAAGUUUCAUCGGUCGUCAGUAAGUCCUACAACCAUCAGGUUCAACCAGCAACUCCAGGAGCUGGAGGAACGGUGUGAAAAAUGGCAUGAUAUUGGCGCAACUGAGUAUCGUCGACGGAGAAAAGAAGGGCGCACACCGUUGCCUGGGGCAACUCUGCUUCCAUCAGCGAGGUCAGAUACUAUCCCAUCCCGAGAAGAUGGUCGGACGAUUCCAAUUCGCGUCUUGAUGCCGCAGAGGGAGGACACCGAGGUUCAUGGAAUCUUCCUGCAUUUUCAUGGUGGAGGCUGGGUACUCAACGACGAGGAAUCUUCAGAUGUGUACCUCCAAACCAUCUCCGACGCAUGCGGGCUCAUCAGCAUCUCACUGGGCUACCGACUUGCCCCAGAGUACCCUUUUCCCGCCGCGCCGAAGGACUGUCUCGACGGAGCUCAGUGGCUUGUGGAUAACGGCCCGCGCAUUUUUGGACAACCCCUUGUCGUCAUCGGUGGCGAGAGCGCCGGAGCUAACCUGGCUCUUCAAACAGCCCUAGGCCUUUUGCGGGCUUCUCCUUCACUACGGCGCCUUCUCUCUGCAUUGGAGGCUAUGACCAGAUUCCGGUCCGCCUAUCUGCCUUGCGAGGAGCCGGCGGCCCACACCUCCCCGGACGUGUCGCCGUUCUACGCCGAACUUAGUGGACUACAUCUACCCCCACUUCUUAUUACGUGCGGGACGGAGGACUGUCUUCUGGAAGACAACGUCUUCAUGGCGACGCGAUGGAUGAUGGCCGGUGGUCAGGCGGUUUUGAGGAUCUUCCCUGGGAGCCCUCAUGGGUUCAUCCUUUUCCCGUCAGAUGAUGUGGUCAGAUUUGUGAGCUCCAAGGUUUCGCCAAUAUACUCACAGCUCCUUUAG